This is a messenger RNA of Podarcis muralis (Common wall lizard), 2644 nucleotides long. It is a transcript of the gene MNX1, whose product is annotated as motor neuron and pancreas homeobox 1. NCBI's taxonomy places the organism in Eukaryota, Metazoa, Chordata, Lepidosauria, Squamata, Lacertidae. Gene Ontology annotation, molecular function: DNA-binding transcription factor activity, RNA polymerase II-specific; sequence-specific double-stranded DNA binding. Gene Ontology annotation, biological process: endocrine pancreas development; regulation of DNA-templated transcription; central nervous system development. Gene Ontology annotation, cellular component: nucleus. The record is from RefSeq and is a predicted model, not a curated record.
CCGGAGCGCUUUCGCCAGAGCGGUGAGAGAAGGAGCGCUUUCCCCUGGAGGGGUGGCGGAGACAUUCGCUGCACCCGUGCAAUCUCCGCGGAAGGGGCGCGGGGGCGCAAGUUGCGCGGAUGGUGGGGCUGCUGCGGGCUGGGGCUGAUCCGCCGCCGCCUUGGGUUCUCUCCCCUUCCUCCUCCUCCGGAGCUGCUGCUUGCAAGGCGACCCCAUGAGCCUCUCCGAAGCCGUCUAACCCCGCGCCGCCGGGAUGGAGAAAUCCAAGAAUUUCCGCAUCGACGCGCUGCUGGCCGUGGAUCCUCCCAAGGCGGCGGCCUCGACGGCUCAGACGUCGCCUCUGGCGCUGGUCACCUCGCUGUCGGGCCACGCCAGCUCGCGAUCCAGCAGCUCCAGCGCCAGCUCCAGCUCCAGCUGCAGCCCGCCCUCCUCGGCGGAGCCUCCGCCCUCGUCCGUCGAGGGCCUGCGCACCGACAGCCCCUCGCCGCCUCGGCUCCUGGGCGCGCACUGCGGGCUGGUGCCCAAGCCGGGCUUCCUGGGCGGCGGGGGAGGCGCGGCGGGGGGUCCCCACGCCCACCCUCACCCCCACGCCCACCCCCACGCGCACCCCCACGCCGCCCUGGGGCUGCACCCGCAAGGCGGCGCCGGCCUCCACCCGCAAGCCGCCCUCUACGGCCACCCCAUGUACGGCUACCCGGCGGCGGCGGCCGCGCUGGCCUCGCAGCACCCGGCGCUCUCCUACUCCUACUCGCAGGUGCAGCCGUCGCACCCGGCCGCCGACCCCAUCAAGCUGAGCGCCGGCACUUUCCAGCUGGACCAGUGGCUGCGGGCCUCCACCGCCGGCAUGAUCCUGCCCAAGAUGCCCGACUUCAACUCCCAAGCACAGUCCAACCUGCUGGGCAAGUGCCGGCGGCCCCGCACGGCCUUCACCAGCCAGCAGCUGCUAGAACUGGAGCAUCAGUUCAAGCUGAACAAGUACCUGUCCCGGCCGAAGCGCUUCGAGGUGGCCACGUCUCUCAUGCUCACCGAGACGCAGGUGAAGAUCUGGUUCCAGAACCGGCGUAUGAAGUGGAAGCGGAGCAAGAAGGCCAAGGAACAGGCGGCUCAGGAGGCGGAGAAGCAGAAAGGAGGAAGUGUUGGGGAGGACAAAGUGGGGGAUGAGGUGCUGCCUGCAGGGGCCCCAGAGAAAAACAAUGGAGGGCGCCGCUUGCAGGAACUCAGGGACAGUGACCGGGAGGAAGAGGACGAUGAGGAAGAGGAUGAUGAAGAAGAGGAGGAGGAGGAAGAUAGGCCCGGACACUGCUGCCCCUAUGGGUCUCCCGACUGCUCUGACGGGGAUGAGGAUGGGAGGCAGCCCCAUGGACGGCAUGGGGGAGCCCACCCACAAUUGCCCCCCACCUCGGCUCCCUGAACACUUGGAUCCCAGAGCCAAGAGCUGCCUUCCUUCCACUGGUUCAGGAGAAAAUCCUUUCCCAACCCCACGUGUGUUUGUUGCUCUAUGUGUAAGCUGGUGCCCUGCAGGUGUUUUUGGACCACAAUUCCCAUCAGCCCCAGCCAGCAUGGCCAUAUGAGACCAUGGUGAUGCUGGCUGGGGCUGAUGGGAGUUGUAGUCCAACACAUCUGGAGGGUGGCAGGUUGGCGAAGGCUGGUCUAAAGUAAAAUGCUCUCGUUGUCCUCCAUGCAACUGACUUUACUGGCCCCAAUGGCGCUCCAUGUGCAACUAACCCUACUCUUCCCAGUUUACACAGUCAUGUUCCUCAGUGUCCUGCCUUCCCCCCGCCCAUGGGCUCAGGCUUAGUGUCAGGGCUCGAGUCAAAUGUGGGUUAGCAUGUCUGUGCAGUUAACAAUUCAAGGAAAUGGCAUACAACUCAGCAACACUGCCCAGUAGGUCUUGCCCCUAUGGAACAGUAGGCAGAACUGAAGGUUCUCUGCCUUCCACUCUUUCUCCUCUCCCAGAUGUUUCACAAACAGUCUCAAGCUAUGUCUACACACCUGUGGCCUCUUUCCUGCUCUCCUCAUUUAUCUGUGCAUUCUUGGGGACCAAUGGGGAGGGGAGGUUGGCGCAACAGGAGAGGGAGACUCCCUGGAGUCUUCAACAGGCUCUUGACCCCCCUCCACUGCUUCAGCCUCGGAGUCUGAACUGCUCCUUGUCACAGGCUCUUCCUGAUCACUAUACCCUGUUGCCCCUUCAGCAUCCAGCCCCUCUGACCUCUCUUCAGUGUUCCAUCACGCAUCCCCGGGCUCUGAGCCUCCCUCCUCUGGGGUUUCCCUUGAGGGAUCCUUGGCUGGUGCCUUCCACCAUACCUCUUCGCCCAGCCAGUCCUUGACACUUAGCACAUGAGAGUUCUCUUAAUCCGAUUGGUAUUGUUUAAAAUUGACUUUUAAUAAUUUUACGGGCUGCUCUUUGAGAGCUUCCCCCGACACAUCUUGCAAACAGUAUUAAGUCACAACAACAUUACAAUAUAUAAUAAAUAAAACCCUUCCGUGACCACGCUAAAUAAUUCCAACAGCCAGCAAUGAAACAUAUUUUUUAAAAGAAUCAAAGGCCCAGCAUGGUUGUAUAAAUAGUAUAGAAGAAGAAGAGUUUGGAUUUUAUAUCUCACUUUAUCACUACCCUAAGGAGUCUCAAAGCGGCUAACAUUCU